Plenodomus lingam JN3 is the source of this 162-nucleotide messenger RNA. The record is from RefSeq and is a predicted model, not a curated record. NCBI's taxonomy places the organism in Eukaryota, Fungi, Ascomycota, Dothideomycetes, Pleosporales, Leptosphaeriaceae.
AUGUACAAAGCCAGAAAAAAAUCCCUCCGUCCAAUCAAACUAUACAGCAGCGAGGAAGCUGGCAGGCCCAGAUGGAAAAAACAACGACUUGAGCGAGGAUCCAGAUCGAUGUUCCAUGCCCUCCCCCCUCGUCGUCCAUGGCCCCAGAGUAUACAUAGAUAG